Messenger RNA from Tuber melanosporum (Perigord truffle), 2048 nucleotides. RefSeq lists its product as uncharacterized. Gene Ontology annotation, biological process: DNA repair; DNA replication; DNA recombination. The transcript is spliced from 6 exons. Gene Ontology annotation, cellular component: nucleus. Gene Ontology annotation, molecular function: DNA binding. The record is from RefSeq and is a predicted model, not a curated record. NCBI's taxonomy places the organism in Eukaryota, Fungi, Ascomycota, Pezizomycetes, Pezizales, Tuberaceae. Bases 64 to 1908 code for a protein of 614 amino acids.
CUCGUGUUGACCAAGUCUUCCACCAACCGCACUCGAUCACGAUAUCUUGGAAUCUUAGAAAUAAUGGCGAACAAUCCCUGCACCCCCGGUGCUCUGCAAAGGGUCUUCGAGGCGGAUAUUCCCACACCCGAUAGCUUCCCGAAUCCUAUUCUCCAAGUGCUUCAAAUAAAAUCUCUUGCCGCUCAACCUGGCGCCCCGGAACGAUACCGGGUUGUGUUCUCAGAUACUCAAAAUUUCAUCCAGUCGAUGCUUGCUACACAGGCAACCGCUCAUGUCUUGGAUGGAUCAAUUGAGAAAGGCUGCUUUGUCCAGCUGACAAACUAUCAGGCAAAUAAGGUCAAGGAUAAGAAGAUCCUUAUCGUUAUCGGACUGGAGGUCCUCACCCAGUACGGAAAGCAGGAGAAAAUUGGGGAGCCUGUUUCUUUAGAAGCAUCUCAACGCCCACAGGCACCCGAUCGAGCUAGAGCGGCCCAGAAUGAAAAGGCUUCUGCUACAUCGUUUUACGGAAAUAGACCCGCGCCUGCUCCAGCUGAACAGAGAGGUGUUCCGGCUAGACAAGCACAACCCACCACCACUGCACGUUCUUCGGCUCCAAGCGCUACGCGUCCGAAUAUCUAUCCGAUCGAGAGUCUCUCGCCUUACCAGAACAGAUGGACGAUCAGAGCUAGAGUCACAUACAAGUCUCCGAUUAAGCUCUGGCAAAAUUCGAAUCGUGACGGGAGGCUAUUUAAUGUCACUCUUUUAGACGAGAGUGGCGAGGUUCGUGCCACUGGAUUUAACGAUCAAGUGGAUUCGUUCUAUGAAGUACUCCAGGAGGGGCAGGUUUAUUAUAUUUCGAACUGCAAAGUCAAUUUUGCGAAGAAGCAGUUCUCUAAUAUCAAUAACGAUUACGAAUUGGCAUUCGAGCGUAACACUGAGAUUGAGAAGUGUAAUGAUGUAGAUGAUGGCAUUCCCAUGGCGCGUUUCAAUUUUGUUCAAUUUUCUGAAUUGGAGAGUAUCCAAAACGACGGCAUCAUUGAUGUUAUAGGUGUCAUUAAGGAGGUUGGUGAGGUCGCAUCAAUUCAGUCAAAGAACACCCAAAAGUCAUACACGAAGCGGGAUGUCACUUUGGUCGACAAGUCCGGAUAUUCUGUCCACAUCACUACCUGGGGUAAAUCUGCUGAGGAUUGGGAGACACAACUGGAUGAGAUUGUGGCAUUCAAGGGUGUUAAGGUUAGCGAGUAUGGUGGUCGGAGUCUAAGCAUGCUACAUAGCUCUACCAUGACUGUCAAUCCUGACAUUGACGAAUCUCACGCGCUUCGCGGUUGGUAUGACGGACAGGGACGCGGAGAGACGUUUCAAAGUCACCAUACCGGCUCAUCAGCUGUCCGCACCAAUGACCCUUAUAAGACUUUGUCACAGAUCCGCGAUGAAAACCUCGGUAUGGGAGAAGAUCCUGAUAUCUUCACUACCAAAGCGACAAUCGUUUAUAUCAAAAACGAAAAUUUUUCGUACCCUGCUUGCCUAACCCCAAAAUGCAACAAGAAGGUUGUCGAAAUUGCUGAAGGGCAAUGGAAGUGUGAGAAAUGUGACAUUACCCACCCCAAUUGUCAGCAUAGGUAUAUCAUGACGAUUUCCUGUAGUGAUGCCUUUGGCUUGGCUUGGUUUAGUUGCUUCGAUGAUGUUGGAAUCAUGAUCAUGGGAAUGACCGCGGAUGAGCUUGUUGAACUCAAUAAUCAGUCCGGUGGACCUGCCUUCGCUGAUGCGUUUUUGCAAGCGAACUGCAAAGCGUACGUCUUUAGAUGUCGUGCGAAGAUGGAUGUCUCUCAGGGUCAGCAGAGGGUCAGAUAUCAGGUUUUGAAUGCGGCCCCCGUUAAUUUCGCGCUGGAGGCACACAAGUUGAUUGGCCAGAUUAAGCUCUAUUCUUAAGUCUGGCUAGGAGAAGACUUUUUCCCGUUUUUUUUCCGAGAUAAUCCAUCGAUGCAUGGACUGGUAGCUUGUACUGUAUAAUUAUAUCACACUGUAAACGGAAUUUGAAUGAGCAAAUUUUAUGUUUUCUUGUCCCACAA